UGCGCGCCUAACAAAUUCCGAGCCUGAACAGGUCACCAACCAACCCGGGGAAGACCGUUCGGCCGUACUAUUAUAAUAACCUCCCGCCCCCACGCAAGUGUUCCCCAUCGCGCCGCGCGAAUUAAAAAAAAGAUUCCUCUUUGCUCGCCGGAAACCGCCGCCGCCGCCGCCGUUGAUGGAUUUCGGAAGGACCAAAUCCUCCGCCGCCGCCGCCGCCGUAGCCCUGACGUCCGAAGCGACCUCCCGCCCCUCCGGUCUGCCCUUCUCGGUCACCGCCACGCCGUGGUUCCGGGGGCUGCGGGUCAACGCCUCCAAAUAACGGCUUUCCGAGAGUGCAUUACAGGAGUGCAUUGCUGGUUUUCUCGAGUGGUUGAGGGAAAUAAAGCAAAAGGGGCUCUGCAUCCUUGUGACAGCAAUCACACCAUUGGGGGCUUCUUAAGUUUACACCAAAAUAAGACUGUUUAAGAAGGCGGUCAACUGUCAAAAUGUAUAAGCAGAAGAUCCCGAACUCCGGGUGGGCUGCGUUUGAUCGCAGGUGGCGUGGCACAGAUGGCAGAAGGGAUGAAACUGAUGUCAGUUCAUUUCCAGCUCUCUCAGAUUCUAGAGCCUCCAAUUCUUCUAGCAGCUCUGUUACAGAAAAUAAUAGGCCGAAGUCUAAGCCUUUUGCAUCAGUGGUUCGCCCUUCUGAUGAUUUUGCAGCUGUUAAUAAUGGAAGCGGAAAUAAACAUCCGGGUAAUUUUGUGGAUAAUGUAAAUUAUGGUGCAAUCUCUGCAUCUGAUAAUAAAAUUAAGCUGUUGAAAGAUGCUCACAGUUGGGCCAAUAGUAAUUUGAUCGAGGAUGUAUUAGCUGCCGUGAAUGAUGAUGUCGGCCAAGCAUCUGAUUUGUUGAAAGCUAUGGUCCCUCCUGACUUGCUAACAGGAGAGGGUAAAGCAUCUGGCAAACUUUCUGCUGAGAUGAAUAAAGAAAAUGCUACAGCAGACAGUAGGCAUCCAGAUAGCUCACAUUUGUUGCCUCUGCCAGUGAAUUUGUCCUCCAUACCCUUGGAGCCUGAAUUGGAAGAGCUUGACGAUGAUUACUUAAACCACCGGAAAGAUGCAUUGAAGAUGAUGAGGGCGGCCACAAAGCAUUCUCAGGCUGCCAGCAAUGCAUUCUUGAGAGGUGACCAUGCUGCUGCCAAGGAACUUUCCUUCAGAGCUCAGGAAGAGCGUGCCAUUGCUGAAAAGCUGAACAAUAAGGCAGCAGAAGAAAUAUUUCGCAUCAGGAAUGGCAGCAAUGACAUCUGGAAGAUAGACAUGCAUGGUCUACAUGCAUCAGAGGCUGUAGCAGUAUUGGAGAGGCAUCUCCACAUGAUAGAGUUCCAGCCACGUGGGAAUAAUGCAGCUUCAACCGAUGAAUUAGCUAAGUAUGGAGAUGCAUAUUCUGAAUCAGCCACUGGUUCAAACGUUGUGUUUGCCUCUGAGAAGGUGGUAUUAUGCCGUCGUAAGCAGGCCAUCUUACAUGUGAUCACAGGGAUUGGCAAGCAUAGCAAAGGGCAGGCUUCACUACCUGUUGCAGUUAGGGGCUUCCUCAUUGAGCAUGGGUACCGAUUUGAUGAACUGAGGCCUGGUGUUUUCACUGUGCGUCCUAAAUUCCGCCACUGGUGAACCUGUGACAGUUUGUACGAUUAUAUCAUGUUGUAUCAGUUGCACGAACAUAAAUGCCUGUGAAAUCAGAAUGGCAGUAGAAGGGAAUAAUAGAAAAUUCGGAAACUCGUAGGUUUCUUUUUCUUGAAUGUAGCAAAUUUAUACAUGUAUUGAUGUAACUGUAAUCCCGUAUGCUUGAGAACAGAUACAUAAUUCAGGUGUAAUUGUCUGUAA
Molecule: messenger RNA, 1856 nt
Organism: Phragmites australis (common reed)
Lineage: Eukaryota; Viridiplantae; Streptophyta; Magnoliopsida; Poales; Poaceae
Exons: 5
Coding region: 486-1643 (385 amino acids)
Source: RefSeq, a predicted model, not a curated record